This is a messenger RNA of Chironomus riparius, 774 nucleotides long. NCBI's taxonomy places the organism in Eukaryota, Metazoa, Arthropoda, Insecta, Diptera, Chironomidae. The record is from the annotation of a GenBank genome assembly.
AUGGAUAAGUGGGAAGGUAAAACUGCAAUCGUAACCGGCGCAUCAGCUGGAAUUGGUGAUGCUAUUGUGCGUGAUUUAGUGAAAUAUGGAAUUAAUGUCGUGGCUUUGGCACGUCGUAUGGACAGAUUAGAAUCAUUAAGAGAUCAGUUAAAAGAUGAACCAGGAAAAGUAAUUCCAAUCAAGUGUGACGUGUCUGAUAAAGCUUCAAUUGAUGCGGCAUUUGAGGAAAUUGACAAGCAAGUUGGAACACUUCAGAUUCUUGUCAAUAAUGCAGGAAUUGCUCUUACACAUGGAAUGUUUGGAGACGAUGAUGACAAAACAGAUGAAAUCAUAUCCAGCACCAUCAACACAAAUUUCCUUGGGCUUGUCAGAGUCUCGAGAAAGGCUUACAAGUUAAUGAAGAAAUCUGAAGACUAUGGAAUCAUUAUUAAUAUUGGAAGCAUUGCUGGACAUAGUGCUUCAUUUGACUAUAUCAUAAAUGUCUAUCCAGGUACCAAGUUUGCUGUUCGAGCUGUAACAGAGUCAAUGCGGCAAGAGCUCAAUAAACUUAAAGACACAAAAAUCCGUGUUUGUGAAAUAAGUCCAGGUGGUGUUCACACAGAGAUCGGUGGCGACUCCCUCAAUUCGCCUGAAAUGAAGGAAAUGAUUGAAAGUGGGUUGGUUCCAAUUUUAAAAGGUUCUGAUAUAUCACAGACAGUUCUGUUCAUGCUGAUGACACCAUAUGAAGUUAAUAUUACUGAAAUGAUUGUGAAGCCGGUUGGUGAAAGGAUUUAA